Daldinia decipiens is the source of this 1988-nucleotide messenger RNA. RefSeq lists its product as uncharacterized. The coding region runs from base 321 to 1805 and encodes 494 amino acids. The record is from RefSeq and is a predicted model, not a curated record. NCBI's taxonomy places the organism in Eukaryota, Fungi, Ascomycota, Sordariomycetes, Xylariales, Hypoxylaceae. The transcript has 4 exons.
GGAUCGUUGUAUGUGGCCUACAUCAGUUCGGGAUGAUGAUAACACGAAGAACCACUGCGUCAGCGACAGCCAUAUGCCGCGGAAAUAGGAGUUUCAUGGAGUAAAGAAAAUAUUAUGCAUUGUAGCAUAAGAUGCCCCGUACCAAUUAUCACGCAUGAGGAGACAUGGAGAAAAAUAGACUCUAUCAUGAAAUAUCUUGGCCGAGUUAACUACUUGCGUAAGGUAGCUAAUGGUGCCGGAACUAACAAGUAUACAUCGUCUUUUGUUAUAGACACAACUUAUUGUAACUAAUUUGGCAAAAUCGUUGAAGUAUUGAAAUCAUGGCAGCGAAGGACGUUCAGCUUCACGCGGCUUUUGGCGAUAACGACUUCUUUCGCGAGGCCUUCAACUAUAAUUUAUCAGAUAUCGAACAAUGGCUGAAUGAUUGUGUUGCGGGUAAGAAAGGAGGCGACCAGACCAAGAAGGAAGAGGUCCGAAAGAAACUUUUAGGAAUUAAGGGGAAACUCUUUUCUCUUAUGGUCCCGAACGGGUGCCAAUUUGUUAACCCAAGUGCCAAACCAAAUAGUCACUUCCCACGCAGAGUCAGGGUAAAUUGGCUAGAGGAUAAAGAUCCAGUUAAAUUCAAUCUCUUGUGUUGGGCGAUCGAACACCAAGGAGCUCUGGACAAAUCUCUCGAGUCCAAGUGGGCGAAUCCCUAUGAUCUUCUUGGACUCUUCAUUAGUAGUCUAGGCCCCGCUCCAACAACGGCUGAUAAGAAUAACUAUUUCUUGCCCCUGGCCGCAGUCUACGGGCGGUGGUGCUCACGCAUCGCCGGUCAUGCACAUUGGCGUUGGGGGUGGAAGACUCGAGGAAAUGGAGCGGGAGAUUGGCCCUAUAUGUUCCAGGUUACAUGGAAACUGGUGAAGGCCCCAGUCGAUAAGAAACGCCCAGCUGGUAAAACGCCUCCGGCCGAUUAUAAAGUUUUCUUCCUUGGGAGUAGCAUGGCCGGUGAUGACUGGGUAGAGAACCCUCAAUAUGAAGAUAAAUAUACCGGGAAAUGGAGGAGGGCAGUGCAGCGUAGCCGAUUUAAUUGGCUUUACCACGGCUUACAACUUAAAAAGUUUACGCUGAAUGAUUUCGACAGCUCACCGGUGCAAAUUAACAAAGAAACUUCUUCAAAUCAACCGUAUGGUAACUGUGCGGAGACAUAUCCGUUUAUCUUCAGCAUCCGCAGCAACGCCAGCUCUGACAAUAAAGACUUAAUGGGCCUUGCUCUUCAGAGAGAUUAUAUGAUGGAUGAAGAUUUGAAGACCUACAACCACGACGAUGUGUCAGCUUACCUUUGCGGUCCUUGUGCAAACUGCAGGAAACUUAUUUCUGAUGCGGGGGCCAUUGCAACAAACUUCUCGGUGACCAAAGCGGCAAGCUCGACUAGGAGGAAGCCAAAAGCAACCACUGCAGCAGAAAUAAAGACAGCAACAGACAGGAUGGCUGCGGUCAAUGAUCUGCCACCAGAGGGAUGGAGUAACUCCAAAGAGGAUCUGAACAUCGAGUAUUACUGGGGCCCUAAUGGGGAUGGCACCAUGGCCGCCCAACAAGUUGGCUUGACUGGCGCCGAGGGGUUCAUGAUUGUCAGCCGUAACAAUGGUGGUGACGCAUACAUGUUCACCGCUUCUACUGGGCAGGUUUAUCUGUGGAAUAUGGUCACAGAUGAGAUCUACGAGUACAUCAACCCUACAGACCGGACCGCCAUUCUGGCUCAGAUGAAGAUGCCGCCGGGGAAAGGACAGUUGGAAAGGAAGUUGCUCUUUGGUGGCGACUCGUAGAGAUGGUAUAUAUCCAGCUCUGAGAUAAUGUGCGCGCAAUAUAGGAGGAAGGAGACUGAUAUUAUCUUUUUUUGAGUUGUUAUAUUUUACUUCGGAUUGGAUGCAGUUAUCAAAAUUACCAUCAUGUUUAAAUAUCAGGGACUUAGCAAAUACUAAUUCGUUCUUAUCUUUAUUUAACUACCU